AUGGCGUCCGAGAAGAAAAAACUCCGCAUCGCGAGCGUGGGGAGCUCCUUCGCCGCGGGCCCUGGCAUUCCCCCGCAAAUAAAGCCAUUUGCUGCGGGGCGCUCAGGACAGAACUAUCCCCAUCUUCUAGCCAAAGAGUUAAACGCGGAUCUCACCGACCUUUCGGUCUCUGGCGCAACCUUGCUGAACAUCACAGCCGAGCCACAAGUCACAGCUUAUUCGGAUGCCGUGUUCCCGCCUCAGAUUCUGUCUAUUCCCGAGGAUGCAGAUAUCAUCACCAUCACGGCCGGUGGGAAUGACAUCGGCUACAUAGGCAACAUGAUUCAAGACGCUGCAGACGCGACUUAUUCCCAAGCAAGCCUAGCAACGACUACCCCCCUCUUCGACGAGGAGUUUUCAUUACCCAAGAGACUGGGCGACACCCUUGAUAGGAUACAUGAAAAGGCUCCCAAGGCGCGCAUCUAUGUGGUCGAAUACCUCGCUAUUCUGGGUCCUUGCACAAAGCCUAAGGUUGACAUCCCCUUCAAUCAAGAGAGGAUUGACCACCAUUCACGGGUGGCGUCGAGACUGCAGAAUGCUUAUGCGAUGGCAGUAGCGACGAGAUCGGACUGGUGCGAAAGGGUACCUAUCCACCAGCUCAGCUUAGAUCACGCCCUUGGUAGCCAGGAGCCCUGGGUUAGCGGCUUUGAUUUGAACUGGAUGUCUCAGGGGGGAGUUGUCCUUCACCCUAACCUCGGUGGAAUGCAGGCAGUUGCUGGCAUUUUACUUGAAACAAUUCGGAAGGAGACACCACGCCUAUAA
This is a messenger RNA of Penicillium verhagenii, 801 nucleotides long. RefSeq names its product SGNH/GDSL hydrolase family protein. The coding region runs from base 1 to 801 and encodes 266 amino acids. The transcript has a single exon. NCBI's taxonomy places the organism in Eukaryota, Fungi, Ascomycota, Eurotiomycetes, Eurotiales, Aspergillaceae. The record is from RefSeq and is a predicted model, not a curated record. Gene Ontology annotation, molecular function: hydrolase activity, acting on ester bonds.